AUGCGUACAGCCAGCCGUGCCCGGUUCGGUUCCCCUUUCCUGGCCGGAGGCGCGGAUUGGACCCACAGGCGGGGCAUGAUGGUGGUCGGUACCGGCACCUCCUUGGCGCUGUCCUCCCUCCUUUCCCUGCUGCUCUUCGCUGGCAUGCAGAUAUACAGCCGCCAGCUGGCGUCCACCGAGUGGCUCACCAUUCAGGGGGGCCUACUGGGCUCCGGCCUUUUCGUCUUCUCUCUCACCGCUUUCAAUAAUCUUGAGAAUCUGGUCUUUGGUAAAGGAUUCCAAGCAAAGAUCUUCCCUGAGAUUCUCCUCUGCCUGCUGUUAGCACUCUUUGCAUCUGGCCUCAUCCACCGAGUCUGUGUCACUACCUGCUUCAUCUUCUCCAUGGUUGGUCUCUACUACAUCAACAAGAUCUCCUCUACUCUGUACCAGGCAACAGCUCCAGUCCUCACACCAGCCAAAGUCACUGGCAAGGGCAAGAAGAGAAACUAACCCUGAGUGUCCAAUAAAGUUUUUGUAAUUCUGUCUACGA
Messenger RNA from Nannospalax galili (Upper Galilee mountains blind mole rat), 529 nucleotides. RefSeq names its product keratinocyte associated protein 2 (gene Krtcap2). Lineage: Eukaryota; Metazoa; Chordata; Mammalia; Rodentia; Spalacidae. The record is from RefSeq and is a predicted model, not a curated record.